AUGCGGAAACCCGGGGAUCUUCCGCCCUCAUCCCCUUCCGAUGAAACAUCUUUACCUCAGAUUCGCGAUGUGCAUUCCCAUCUGCCGGGGCUACGGAUCGCUCCGUUGCGGCAGCCUGUAUCGCGCCGACUGUGGAACACGCCCUUUCCUCAAAAUCCGGAGAUAACAGCGCAUGCAGCAGCAACAACGGCCCCGAAGGGGGGUUUGUCAACCAUAACGACUGGUCCUCAGCUUCCGGAGAGGCUUCCUACUUUAGAAGAGUUUGUGAAUGCUGCUCGCACGUCGGAUGCCGAUCUAGGCGACAGCCAUCUCAAUCCAAACAUCCCGCCACCUCCGAAGACUAUAUUACCAGAUUUUAUCAACCUUCAAACCGUGGAGAAGCUACCAUAUUUAUUUGAGGAUAACAAUGCAUCAAAGCGUCGCCGUAUAGAUCUACUUAAUGAUCACUUCUCUAGCGAGCAUCUCCAACUUCCCGUUCCGCAGACACAGAAUGAAAAGAAGCCACGACCAUUCGGCCCGUUUGCCAUCUUGAAUGGAUUGAAUGAGCCGCCUCCGAAUGCUGCAUUAUUUCCACCCAUUGAACCGGGAUCAUUACCGCCGAUCUUGACAAGACCUAUGAUAGAUUCUGAAUUGGUAGUACCUGAUAGACACACCGAGAAACAAGUGGAUAAACGAGAGCUGCGAUUAGAGGAAAUCCUAGACCCGAAUAGCCUGGAACGAUCGAAUGUCGAUUAUGCCGAAGAGCCCAAGCUUGACCAAUCACCAGCGAAUGAUCAUAGUCAAAGUGCGAGUCAAUUUCCUGCUGACAACAAUGAGAAUACGGUAGACAAGCUAGUUGACGCAAAUGAGCCACUGUCGCCCAAGACUCGGGGCCGCUCGCGCAAGAAUCUUAGGCGGUGGACAGAACAAGAGACUACUGAUCUACUCAAAGGCGUGGUAAAAUGCGGCAUCGGGAAUUGGACGGCUAUCCUGCAACAGCCGGAAUUGAAAUUCAACAAGCGCAGUGCUGCUAAUCUAAAGGACCGCUUUAGAGUCUGUUGCCCAUGGGCUUACGGAGCAGCUGACCCAAACGAAGCAACAAAGCAAGUUCAAGACACUCUUGCGAAUGCAUUGAUGAAUGCGGAGUCCCUGACGUCAGGGGCUGGUGGUAAAAUCUUAUUACCUGAUCCUAGACCCAAGGAAAGCAACACGUCGGCUUCUGCGGAGGUGAUUGAGCCUGCUUCAACCAAGCUAGGCGAUCAAUCACUGACACCAUCCUCGCGAUCUAAACAACCACCUCCCCCGACACCCGCACCAGUACCUGCACUCGAAUCUCCCCAACCUUUUUUGUCGGUCAAAUCAACACCUACACAGUCCACUAAAUCCAAGUCCACCCUCUCGUCGCUAGGAAUUUCGGAGCCCUACUUCACGAUCAAAUCAAAACGCCGUUCGCGUAGGCCAUUUACGCCCGCUGAAGAUGAAGCUCUCCUCAAAGGUUACGCAGUUCACGGCUUUCAAUGGACACUAAUCCAGCAAGACAAACAUUUGAAUCUGUCACAUCGGCGUGCAACCGAUCUAAGAGAUCGGUUUAGAACCAAGUUUCCUAAUGCGUACCGUGAGGGUGGAAGUGUCAGUGGUGGGAGUAUAGGCUCGCUGCAACGUGAGAAUAGCAACGAAUCUACGCAAACUCUCGCAAAUAACAGGCAGGAAAAGACUGCGACCCCAUCAUCACAGAGAUUAAAGGACGUUCCACAGUCGAUAUCAUUACCACCGCCGUUGGUGUCACCGCCGCCAUUAGGUAGUGCCAAUUCAGCAGACAAGAAACGCAAUCCACAUUUGGGCGAGUCGACCAGUCUGACGUCUAUCACCUCACUUCUGCCGCCAUUGGCCCAGUCAGGCAUGGGGCCCGAGUCUUCAAGUACAGCGGGAGGAGGACAAAGUACAAAAUCAUCGACUUAUUCAUUUUCUUCGGGCUCAGGUACGGGUAAUCACAAUACAAGUUUUACGUCUGUGUCCUCCGCUGCCAAUGCAGCUACAAGUUCAUGGGAAGAUAAUACGCUUCCACCGUUUAAUUGGAACGAUAUGAACUGA
Molecule: messenger RNA, 2070 nt
Organism: Talaromyces amestolkiae
Lineage: Eukaryota; Fungi; Ascomycota; Eurotiomycetes; Eurotiales; Trichocomaceae
Exons: 1
Coding region: 1-2070 (689 amino acids)
Source: RefSeq, a predicted model, not a curated record